This is a messenger RNA of Aspergillus terreus NIH2624, 1353 nucleotides long. Its product is annotated as hydroxymethylglutaryl-CoA reductase. Gene Ontology annotation, molecular function: hydroxymethylglutaryl-CoA reductase (NADPH) activity; protein binding. Lineage: Eukaryota; Fungi; Ascomycota; Eurotiomycetes; Eurotiales; Aspergillaceae. The transcript is spliced from 2 exons. The record is from RefSeq and is a predicted model, not a curated record. Gene Ontology annotation, biological process: sterol biosynthetic process; isoprenoid biosynthetic process; coenzyme A metabolic process. Gene Ontology annotation, cellular component: peroxisomal membrane; endoplasmic reticulum membrane. Bases 1 to 1353 code for a protein of 450 amino acids.
AUGACGCUAUCAACCGAAAACCACACCCCUUUCAAUCAAGUCCAUCCAAAUGGGAGUCAACAAGAGGCAACGACUGAGAACACCUCCAUUCCAACUCAACAGGAGGCCCGCAUCCUGAAAUCGGUUAGCGACCUCUGUGCUGGGAAACUCAAGUUCAAGGAUCUCGAUAAAGAAAUCAAGAACCCUUUCGAUGCGGUCCUGAUUCGACGUGCCUUUCUACUGGUGCAGUGUCAGGGGAUGAACGUAAGAGAUACAUUUUCCAGUGACCUGCCGUUUGAGAAUUACGACUAUAGCGAUGUUAUGGAAACAUGCUGCGAGAAUGCUUUCGGGUAUAUUCCGGUCCCGGUUGGACUGGCCGGCCAGUUAAAUGUGGACGAAACGACAGUCUAUCUGCCACUCGCAACAACAGAAGGUGCACUGGUCGCUAGCGUUUCCCGUGGAUGCAAAGCCAUCAACAUGUCGGGAGGUGCAACCACUGCCAUUACCUCGGAUGCGAUGACACGGGCCCCAUGCUUAAGACUGCCUUCCCUUUCUCGAGCAGUCGAAGCCAAGAGGUGGAUAGAGUCUUCAGAAGGCUUCAAAGCUCUUCAAGACACCUUUCGCCAAUCGAGCAAUCACUGCAGGCUGAUCGGUGUCUCUGUCCACGUCGUCGGCAACCAUAUAUAUCCAAGAUUCCAGGCCAGCACAGGCGAUGCAAUGGGGAUGAAUAUGAUUACGCAUUCCAUCAGGAACUCCAUCUCCAUGAUGCAAAACAGAUUCAACGAUCUCGAAAUUAUAUCUCUAUCAGGGAAUCUAUGCGCGGACAAAAAACCCGCCGCCGUGAAUUGGGUUGAAGGACGCGGGAAAGGUGUCAUCGCUCAAUGCCGACUAUCUUCGGCAACGAUGUCAAAUCUACUCAAGACCGACGCAAAACAGCUGGCUGGUCUAAACACCAUGAAGAACCAUGUUGGGAGCGCCAUGGCCGGUGCUUCGGGUGGCUUCAAUGCUCAAGCCAGCAAUAUUGUGACGGCGAUGUAUCUUGCCACCGGGCAAGAUGUUGCACAGAAUGUAGAGAGCAGCCAAUGUAUUACAACAAUGGAAGAGGCUGGAGAUGACUUAGUCGUAUCGGUGACUAUGCCGAGCUUAGAAGUUGGCACGGUGGGUGGAGGCACUCAACUGAAACCCCAGGCGGCCAUGUUGGAUUUGCUCGGUGUGCGAGGCCCGAACGAUGAGGCCCCUGGAGGCAAUGCACAGCAGCUGGCAAGAAUCAUUGCCACGGCUGUUUUGGCUGGGGAGAUUAGUCUAUGCUCUGCAUUGGCAUCGGACGACUUGGUAAGAAGUCAUCUAGCACUGAAUCGGAAAGGGCCUUCGUAG